This is a messenger RNA of Erythranthe guttata (spotted monkey flower), 2851 nucleotides long. RefSeq lists its product as uncharacterized. The record is from RefSeq and is a predicted model, not a curated record. NCBI's taxonomy places the organism in Eukaryota, Viridiplantae, Streptophyta, Magnoliopsida, Lamiales, Phrymaceae. Gene Ontology annotation, molecular function: protein binding; ATP binding; protein kinase activity. Gene Ontology annotation, biological process: protein phosphorylation.
AUGAGCCACCUCGUCGAACUCGAUCUCAGUGGUAAUAACUUCAACGGCAUUCUCCCGAACGAACUCGGAUUCUUACGAAACCUCCGAACACUCAACGUAACAAACAACUCCCUCCAAGGCACAAUCCCUUACAACUUGAGCCAAUGCAGGAAUCUUCAAGAACUCGAUUUGUCUCACAACUUCAUCGCGGGGAACAUUCCUGAGAAUCUCGGCCGAUUGCGAAAUCUACGAUAUUUAGGCGUCGACCACAAUAAUCUCACCGGAAAAAUCCCGCCUUCGUUAGGUAACUUUUCGAGAUUGGAGUAUUUUUAUCUGCAUGAAAACGAUUUAUUCGACGAAAUUCCGUCUGAUUUAGGGAAGCUAACUAGUCUCAAAGUGAUAGGCUUGAGAGGUAAUAAUCUCACUGGCUCAAUACCUCCUUCAAUCUUUAACAUCUCAUCUUUGCGAAUAGUGGAUCUCUCGAUAAACGGGCUUUCAGGGAGGGUCCCGGAGAAUCUAGGCGAGAAUAUUCCGAAUCUUGAAAGGCUUUUCUUGGAUGGCAAUAGGAUAAGCGGUGAAAUCCCGGUUUUCCUGUCGAAUGCAUCGAAGCUAAACUAUUUGUUUUUUACUGAGAAUGAUUUGAGUGGAGUUAUACCGCAGGAUUUCGGUAGGUUGAGCAAUUUGAUCUGGUUCGAAUUCGAGUACAACCGAAUAUCAGGCGGGAUUCCUUACAGUUUGUUUAAUAUUACGUCGCUCCAAAUCGUGAAAUUCAGGCAUAACUACCUCAGUGGGGAGCUUCCUCGUGAUUUCGGUAAUUGGCUGCCUAAUAUUCAAGAAAUUUUCUUGUCACACAAUCAGUUUAGUGGAGAGUUACCUUCUUCGAUAUGCAAUGCCACAAACCUCGUUCAUUUCGAGGUUUCGAACAAUAGCUUUAGUGGGCCCGUGCCGAUGAUGUUAGGACAGCUGACGAAGCUGGAGCAUUUGAACCUGCAAGUCAACUCAUUAGUCAACAGCCCUUUAUCCACUCAUCUCGACUUUCUUGAUUCGUUGGUCAACUGUAGGAAUCUGCAGUUUCUCAUUCUUGAAUCGAACCCUUUAAACGGCAUCUUACCAGAAUCGGUAGGGAAUUUAUCGAGCAACUUAAAAGUGUUCACGUUGAUAUCGUGUGAGGUCGAGGGCGUAAUCCCACAUGGGAUUGGAAAUUUGAGUUCUUUAUUUUUUUUGGGAUUGUCCGGAAAUAAUUUACGAGGCGAAGUUCCGUCAUCGUUCGUCAGCCUGCAAAACUUAGAAAGGAUAUAUCUAACUGGCAAUGAAUUAAAAGGCCCUAUUCCAAAUGUUUUCUGCAGCAUAAAAGUAUUGGGAAUUUUGCAUCUCGGAGAAAAUAAAUUUUCGGGAUCGAUACCGGAGUGUAUUCAGAAUCUAACCGGAUUACGAGAAGUAUCUUUUGCUGCAAACAAUCUGAGCUCUAGUAUACCUUCCGUCUUUUGGGAAUUGGUCAGUGUGGGAGGCUUCAACUUUUCAAGAAACCGUUUGAACGGCAUUUUACCGACGGAAUUCGGAAACUUGAAAGCAGUCAACAUCAUUGACCUCUCGUACAACGAUUUCUCGGGCGAAAUUCCCGACUCAUUCGGGUCUUUACAGAACCUGCUCACACUCGACAUGUCACGCAACAAAUUCCAAGGCCGUAUACCGAAUAGUUUGAGCAAUUUAAUAGUUAUCGAAUCCUUGGAUAUGUCAUCAAAUGCUCUCUCCGGGAAUAUUCCUCCAUCGCUCGGAUCGCUACGCGAUCUCAACUACCUCAAUCUCUCGUUCAACAUGCUAGAAGGAGAAAUCCCGAAUAAGGGCGUUUUCGUAAAUAUCACUUACGAAUCUUUGAUGGGGAAUUUGAACCUGUGCGGUGCUCCUACCUUAAAUUUUCCGGCAUGCACGACUCAAAUAUCCGGAAAAACGAAAAAACGAAUGUCUCGAGUUCUCAAGAUAACCAUUCCCAUUGCUUCGACUUUUCUGCUUGUGACGAUAUUGAUUCUUGCAUGGAUCGUUUUUUCAAGAAAAAAGAAAGUUAUAGAGAAUCAAACCGAAACAAAUACUCUUCAAAUGGGAUUUCAGACAAUCACAUACCACGAACUCGUAAAAGCAACCGAAAAUUUCAGCGAAUCCACCUUAUUGGGAAGGGGAAGUUCCGGCACGGUUUACAAGGCCAAGCUUUCGGACAACACUUUAGCAGCUGUUAAGGUUUUCGACAUGCAAUAUUCAAGAAAAGCUCUCAAGAAUUUCGAUGCCGAAUGCGAAGUACUAAGCAAUGUGAGGCAUCGGAACUUGGUCAAAAUAAUCUCCACUUGCUCGAACGUCGAAUUCAAAGCCAUGAUACUCGAGUACAUGCCUAAUGGGAGCUUGGACGAAUGGCUUCACUCUCGUGGAAUUCCGUUGAGCUUAAUCGAGAGAGUGGAUAUUUUGAUUGAUGUGGCAACGGCGGUGGAGUAUUUACAUCACGAUUAUACGGUGCCGAUUGUGCAUUGCGAUUUGAAGCCUUCGAAUGUGCUUCUUGAUGAGGAUAUGAUGGCUCGUGUGGCGGAUUUCGGGCUCGCGAAAAUCUUGGUUGAAGACGGAGAAUUGGUCCGAACCAAGACUUUGGGGACUAUUGGGUAUAUUGCUCCAGGUAUAUACUACUCAUAUGCCUCUUCUUUCAUUAUAUAUAUACAUAAACACACACACACACAUAUGUUACUGUAGUCUCAGUUAAAACAGAGUAGAGUAGCUUAUAGGGGUGAAAAUUGGAACGGAUUUUCCCAUUUUGCCGAUUUCGAUCUGAAAGUGUUCAAUUUUUGAACGUAAAUUUUCAUUCUGAAUUCCAAUUGUUGGAUUUUCGAAUUUU